AUGGAGAGAGGAGGUCGCGGCCCCGAGCGAGAACCGACCGGCUCCCGAGGCCGCUGUGGCGGGGUGGGGCCGGGGACUCAGUUCGCCGCCCCCUGGCGAUGGGCUGAGCGCUUUCCUGAUUUCUGUAGUCUGGGGGACCGUGCUUGUCUCAGUUGUACCAGGACCGUGGCGUUGAGAAGCCAAGAGGAUGCUCCCUCUGGCCGCUGCACAUCAGCACACCCCGCGCACCUUUGCUUCAGAGGUGAGCCCUUCAGCUGUUGGACUUCAAGGCCGGCGCGCCUGUGCGUGGGAGCAGGGGUGCCGUGGAGGCCCACCCCAGUGAGCUUGGCUGUCUCGGGACCUCAGGACCUUCCUGUGCGGGGCUGGCACUCCUCACCCCGGCUUGGCGAUGACUCUGUGGUGGAGAAGUCCCUCAAGUCCUUGAAAGACAAGAACAAGAAGCUGGAGGAGGGUGGCCCUGUGUACAGCCCACCCACUAAGGUGGUAGUGAAGCAGUCCCUCGGGCAGAAGGUUCUGGAUGAGCUGAAGCACUACUACCAUGGCUUCCGCCUGCUCUGGAUUGAUACGAAGAUCGCCGCGCGCAUGCUCUGGCGCAUCCUCAAUGGCCACACGCUGACACGCCGGGAACGCAGGCAGGAGGAGAGGCUGAAGAAGGAGCUGCGAGUGAAGCUGGAGCUGGCCAAGUUCCUUCAGGACACCAUCGAGGAGAUGGCUCUGAAGAACAAGGCGGCCAAGGGCAGCGCCACCAAAGACUUCUCGGCCUUCUUUCAGAAGAUCCGAGAGACGGGGGAGCGGCCCAGCAAUGAGGAAAUCAUGCGUUUUUCCAAGUUGUUUGAGGAUGAGCUGACCAUGGACAACCUGACGCGGCCUCAGCUGGUGGCACUGUGCAAGCUGCUGGAGCUCCAGUCCAUCGGCACCAACAGCUUCCUGCGCUUCCAGCUCACCAUGAGGCUGCGGUCCAUAAAGGCUGAUGACAAGCUGAUCUCUGAGGAAGGGGUGGACAGCUUGAACGUCAAGGAGCUACAGGCAGCCUGCCGGGCACGGGGCAUGCGGGCCCUCGGCGUGACAGAAGACCGCUUGCGGGGCCAGCUGAAGCAGUGGCUGGACCUGCACCUGCACCAUGAAAUCCCCACGUCACUGCUCAUCCUGUCCCGGGCCAUGUACCUCCCCGACACCCUCUCCCCUGCCGACCAGCUCACGUCCACUCUGCAGACCCUCCCGGAGAUUGUGGCCAAGGAAGCACAGGUGAAAGUGGCUGAGGUGGAAGGCGAGCAGGUGGACAACAAGGCAAAGCUGGAGGCCACGCUGCAGGAGGAGGCUGCCAUUCAGCAGGAGCACCGAGAGAAGGAGCUGGAAAGAGCUGUGGAAACCGCGAAGGAUCUGGAGCCAGAGGUAGCUGAAGCUUCUGCCCCAGUGAAGCCAGUGGUGGAGGCACAGGCUGUGCCCGACAUCAUUCUGCCCUCAGAGAUCCUGAAGGACACCGCCCCUGUGCUGGAGGGCUUGAAGGAAGAGGAAAUAACCAAGGAGGAAAUUGACAUUCUCAGCGAUGCCUGCUCCAAACUGCAGGAGCAGAAGCAGUCCCUGAUAAAGGAGAAGGAAGAGUUGGAGCUGCUGAAGGUGGACGUCCAGGACUACAAUGAGGACUUGCAAGAGAUCAAGAAAGAACUUUCAAAGACUGGUGAUGAAAAAUAUGUGGAAGAGUCCAAAGCCAGCAAGAGACUAACGAAGCGGGUCCAGCAGAUGAUCGGGCAGAUAGACGGCCUGAUUACACAGCUGGAGGCCGGGCAUCAGGCUGGCAGGCUGGGCCCAGCCGAGGGCUCGCCUGCAGGGGAGGAUGUCAUUAGUGUCACUGAGCUUAUCAACACCAUGAAGCAAAUCAAGGACAUUCCAGAAAACAAGCUGGUGAGCCUGGCCUCAGCCCUGGAUGAAAAUAAGGACGGCAAGAUCAACAUCAAUGACCUCAUGAAGGUGAUUGACCUGGUGGACAAAGAAGACGUUCACAUCUCCACCAGUCAGGUGGCUGAGAUUGUGGCAACCCUGGAGAAAGAGGAGAAGGUGGGGGAGAAGGAGAAGGCCAAGGAGAAGGCUGAGAAGGAGGCCGCAGAGGUGAAGAAUUAGGACCGCCGGGCUCCCCGUGGGGCCUCCCGCGCGCGCCUGCCUCCGUCCCGCCACGCCAGCCCCGUGGAGUGGCCUGAGAGUGAUUGCUUUGAGGUGAUUCUUAGUGGCAGAGCUAAUAUUUUGUCUGGAAUAAAUCAGAAACUUCCAUAAUCAAGUAAUUUUUAAUUUUCAUCAUUCCACGAAGAUGUCAGUCUGAGCCUCCGGAAGCCUCCGGGGAGGUCUGGACUCGCCCUGCAGAGGUGGCGCAGCCACCCGUGGACCCCGGCCCCCGAGGGGGCUCGGGCCGGGCUGGGCAGAAAGACACCUGCGGGGUGUGUGCCCUGCGCCCCCUCCCCCGAAAGGACCCUGCGGACCUGGUGGACUCUCAGCCCCCGUGUGCUGCGCGUGGCUGUGCCUGCGUGUCCCCAGAGGCCGUGCGGGGACAGGAGCCGACGGACUGAGCACCCAGUGCUGACGAGGACGCGCCAGCCUGUGGCCGAGUGUAGAGCUGUCUGCUCCAGCUCCAGCUCCAGCUCCGUCAUCUCUGCAGCGGGAGGCGUGGCCUCCGGACUCACACCUCUCCCUGGCUGGCGCCAGCGUCUCCCGCGGAUCCCCUGCUCCCCCUGCUCACCGUCGCUUUCUUGAUUUGCCAUUGAUCUUCACCUGACUCUUGAGUGGAGUGAUGAGCACGGCGUUUUUACCUGAUGGUCUGUGCAUCUGGUGCAGUGCUGAGACACCGUGAAACCCUGGCAAAGUGCCAUCUGUGCUGGCGUUUGCACCGGGCCAGGAGGCCAGUGUGGGCACCCCAGGCUGCGGGAACCCCAAGCCGGCUCUGACUUCCAGCAGCACCAGGCACCUGCCCGCCCUCCCUC
Molecule: messenger RNA, 2969 nt
Organism: Dipodomys ordii (Ord's kangaroo rat)
Lineage: Eukaryota; Metazoa; Chordata; Mammalia; Rodentia; Heteromyidae
Gene: Letm1
Product: leucine zipper-EF-hand containing transmembrane protein 1
Exons: 13
Coding region: 1-2118 (705 amino acids)
Biological process (GO): intracellular monoatomic cation homeostasis
Cellular component (GO): mitochondrial inner membrane
Molecular function (GO): ribosome binding; calcium ion binding
Source: RefSeq, a predicted model, not a curated record